UACACUCGCGCCCGCGGUGAGCGGAGUCAGUCUUGGGCAAGAUGGCCGGUCGGUCGAGUACGGCCCUUUAUUACUACCUCGCGUUAAUCCUCCAUCUGGUCCUGCUAACCGAGUGCAAUUACGGCGUGCGGUACGGUGACAGGGCGAAGCGGCUGCACGUCGCGGAGUACGAUGAGCCGCGGUACAGGAAGCCGCUCACCAUCGACAGGCGGAACGCGGCGGAUCGGGAUGACGGCGACAGCGGGGAAACGUCAUUCGGCCGUACGCGCCGUGACGUACCGCCGCCGGAGAAGCACCUAAACAAUAACCCAAACAUCACGACGAAGGUCAAUGCUUUAAAUGAUUCGCAUCAGCAACUGAUGGUACAUUGGGUCGGGGAGGGCUCCAAUGUAAUAAUAUGUCUAGCGAGGGAUAGCACGCCUGUGGUACGCUACCAAGCAGGUAAAUUCUCCUCCCCGGUCCAUCCUAGCGCUGUGUACAUCAGUUACGAUUAUGGUGAUACGUUCGAGAAUAAGACUGACUUGUUCAGGGUUUCGUCCGACCCCAAUGCUCAAUAUGCGGUUGUAGACAAAUUCACCAAUCAUCCUAAGUACUACCAACACUGCGUCUUUGUGGACAGUAUGAAUAAUUUAAUCUUCAUAACACAUAAUAACGGUCUAACAAUCCAGAGGGUCGCCGUGCCGUUUCACCCGAAUGAAGUAUCGUUUUACGAAUUAGAUCCACGGGUACUCGUCGCACUGGAUAAGGUCGAUCCAGCGCGAAAGUUGUGGUUAUCGACCGAUCGUGGAUUGGUCUGGGUACCAAUUCAUCAAUAUGUCAAAGCUUUCUUUUGGUCUCCUUAUCGCGUUCUAUUGGUUGAACGCACGGAACCGUCUGGAUUAAAUACAGUCUUGAAGUUGGAUCUGCGAAAUUUCCCCUGGUAUCAGAGAGGGAAUACUCCAUUGCGAAUGAGAAUGUCUAUACGAAAGGAAUUCACCGUCGUCAUUCAAAACGUUGAGGAUUUCCAAAUUAAAGGCGACUACAUGUUCGCCACCAUGAAAAAUUCAAAGAACGGAACAUCGGAACAUCUGGAUCUUUACGUUUCCUAUAAGAAUCAAUCGUUUGUCCCGGUGCAUUUUAACACGGAAUUAGACUGUAAAGAUUAUCAUAUCGUAGACGUAUCAUUCAAUCGAGUCUUCAUCGCUGUGUCACACAGCGACACUAUGAGCAAUCUUUACGUGUCGGAAGUCAUAGAUCACGAGAAAGCCAUAUUUACAUUGUCCCUGGAGAGCAUUCUCACAUUUUUCCCCAACAUCACUUGGAAGGACAGUUGGUUGAAUGAUGUAGCUGACGAGGAAUUCACGGAUCUAUACAAGGUCGAGGGUCUUCGAGGCAUAUAUAUAGCAUCGCGGGUCAAAGGCUCUCCAAAAUCAAGUGCGAUUGGACCGGAACAUUUGGAAUCGUUAAUCACUUACGAUCAUGGUGUUACUUGGACCGCUAUUAAGGCACCAUCAGCGAAUCACGAAGGUUACUACAUUCAUUGUGGAAAAGAUUGCUCGUUACAUUUGAGCCAGAGGUUCAGCCAGCUGUAUCCGGUGACAAGAUCUGUCACCAUCAUGAGCUCGAAAUCGGCGCCUGGAAUAAUAAUGGCCACCGGUGUGAUUGGAACUAGCUUGAAGGGUCAUCCUGCGCUCUAUGUGUCUAAAGAUGCAGGCCUUACGUGGAAACAAGUGCUGAAGGAUUAUUACUUCUUCAAUAUGGGUGAUCACGGAGGUUUAUUGGUGGCAGUUAAGUAUUUCAAAUCGCGCGGGGAGACCAGAGAUAUAUCGUACUCGACGGACGAGGGCGAGACGUGGCAAACGUACGAGUUCAACGAAAAGAUGUUACGCGUCUAUGGUCUCAUGACGGAGCCUGGAGAAAAUACUACGGUGUUCACUAUGUUUGGAUCGGACAGUGGACAACAUCAGUGGCUUAUCAUCAAAGUCGAUCUACGAAAUGUGUUUGAGAGGGAUUGCACGGAGAACGAUUACAAGUUUUGGUCUCCGUCGAGCUCCAAUCUGCCUGUUAUGGCCUGCGUGCUGGGACGUAAGGAAACUUACCAGAGACGCGCAGCACGUUCUAAUUGCUAUCAGGGCGUGAACUACGAUCGACCCAUAAGAUUGGAGACCUGUCAGUGCGACGCUACCGAUUAUCAGUGCGAUUACGGAUUUAUGCGUGUCGGGAAUCCUUAUCACUGUAUCCGCAACAAAUCCGUCACCGAUUACGACCCUUACUCCGUGCCAACUACAUGCGAGUCCGGUAAGUUCUACAAUCGCACAAAGGGCUACGUGAAAAUAUCCGAUGACGAUUGUAGUGGUGGUCUCGCGAGGAACUUUGAGCCCGACGAGAUUCCAUGUCCAAUGAACGAGAGACCAGAAUUUCUACUGGUCGCGCAACGAGAACACAUUUCACGAAUUGAUUUGGUAGACAAUGGUAAAAUGGAAACGUUACCUGUGCACGAUUUAAAAAAUGUUAUCGCGAUCGAGUUUGAUAUGAACAACAACUGUUUAUACUGGGCAGAUAUUGUAAACGACACGAUCGGUAGACAGUGUUUGAAGGAUGGCACUAGUUAUCCUGAGAUUCUUGUUGAGACCGAUCUGAGUUCUAUCGAGGGAAUGGCCUUUGACUGGGUGUCCAAAGUGCUCUAUUUUGUGGACGGUGUCAAGAUGAGGAUACAGAUAAUUCGAACAGACAUGUCUACCAUGGGCAGAAUGCGCAGGACGAUAUUGGGCCCGAAUAAUCUGCAGAAGCCACGAGGUAUCGCGGUUCAUCCUAUGAACGGGUAUAUGUUCUGGACCGAUUGGGCACCGGGCAAUGCCUCGGUGUCUCGAGCCAACUUGGACGGCACGGAUGUGAAACGAUUGUUUACUAAGCCCACUGUCGAGUGGCCGAAUGGAAUAACGAUCGAUCACAUCGCCGAACGUAUCUACUGGGUAGAUGCUCGAGCGGAUUAUAUAGCUUCCUCGGACUUUGAUGGUAAAAGAUAUAAGAAGAUCAUCGGUAAUGACGGGCGUGUCUCGCAUCCGUUUGCCGUCGCUGUGUUCAAGGACAACGUGUACUGGGACGACUGGAAGCAAUCGAUGAUAUUUGUCGCUAACAAAGAUCACGGUGUCGGAAUCAGUCCAGUGAUCGACUUCCAGAUCGCGGGUCUGAUGGAUUUGAAGAUUUUUGCACACAGCGUACAGGUCGGCACGAACAAGUGCGCAACAAACCAUACGUGUACACACAUCUGCCUUGGUGCGCCGAAUAACGACUACGUUUGUCUUUGCCCGGACGGUAUGGUGAUGACGGAAGGUAAAUGUUUAUGUCCGAAUGGUAUCAAGCCAUACGCCAAUUCGACGUGCCCGCGAAUUGCCAGCACCUGCUCGUCCAAUCAGUUCGCCUGCAACAACAACGUGUGUAUCCCUGAGUUCUGGAAAUGCGACGGUGACAACGACUGUGGCGACAACUCGGACGAGAUUCACUGCAAUCGAGCCACGUGCAGUCCGAAUAACUUUGAAUGCGACGAUAACAAAUGCAUACCUAAAUACUGGGUGUGCGACCUGGAUCGUGACUGCAAGGACGGCAAGGACGAGAUGAAUUGUACGUACACCAAUUGUACCGAAACGCAGUUCAAGUGUAACAACGGCCGCUGUAUAUCGCAUCGUUGGCGUUGCGACGGUGAGGACGAUUGCCGGGACGGCUCGGAUGAACAGAACUGCACCAAGAGCGUGCAGCCGAACACGUGUCGGUCUGAUGAGAUCAUCUGCAAGUCGGAUCACUCGUGCAUACCGACCUCCUGGAAGUGCGAUGGCGAACCGGACUGUGAGGAUGGUGCCGACGAGAAGGACUGCAAUAAUAUGGUGUGCGAGCUAUGGCAAUUUCAAUGCAACAAUACCAAGGAUAACGGACAUCGAUGCAUAUACAAGACAUGGGCGUGCGACGGAGAUAAGGACUGCGUUGAUGGUUCCGACGAGUUUAAUUGCACCUUCACUACUACGCUAUCGCCGCCGCUAAUCCCGAUCCUGCCGACAAAUUCCUGCAACGAUUGGAUGUUCAUGUGCAACAACAAGAAAUGCGUGCCCUACUGGUGGAAAUGCGACAGCGUGGACGACUGCGGCGACGGUUCCGACGAGAUAGGUUGCGGCACCGUGGAUGGUGGUGGGGUGUUGGAACCCACGUCUCCGGUUUACACGACGCAACAAUCACGCAUUUGCCGCGAGCACCAGUUCCAGUGCUAUAAUAACGAUUGCAUUGAAAACUCGUGGGUGUGCGAUGGCUCGAAGGACUGUCCAUCCGGCGAAGACGAGCAACACUGUGCUCAGACACAUAUGUCAUGUCGCGAAAACGAUCAAUUUAUGUGCCGUCAAGACGGCUCGUGUGUGCCACUCUCGAGCAUCUGCAACGGUAUCGAGGAAUGUCCAGACGGCAGCGACGAGCUCGGUUGUCACACGGAUCACGAGGCGAAUCCACCCGCUACACCGUCUUGCUACGUUGGUCUUUUCCCCUGUGAUGAGAACCGCUGUUUCCCGCUGGCGGCUUACUGCGACGGCAAUCACGAUUGUUUAGAUGGCUUCGACGAGAGCAAUUGCGAGAAAAAUAACUCUCGCGUGUAUCAAGUGCUAGUGAUGGGCGUGGACGAGCGUUCUGUCAACGAUUCAAAUCUCUUCCUCUUUUGGUGGAUGCCGAUACCGUCGAAUGUAACAUUCGAAUUUUUGCCGUCGAUCGCGCGGGCGACACCGGGGGCCAAGUGGAGCAACGCCAGCGAGUGGAUCGAAGAUACGGAGUAUCAAUUCAACAAUCUUGAUCCGUACACCAAGUAUAAUCUGACGGUCUAUGUGAAAGUGAAGGGCCAGGCCACUGUAUUUCCACCGGCGAAGUAUCUGGUGGUGAUGACCGGCGAGGGCGUACCAUCUGAGCCAUGGAACGUGACUGUGACACAGAAGAACGGCACUCGCGUGGAGGUCUCUUGGAGACCACCCAUACGUCCUAACGGUCUCAUCAUCGGUUAUCAGGGUUACAUCACGCCACCGAUACCGCCGAUGGAGUUUAAUCGGCAAAAAACCUCCGCGAUCAUCGACAUGGCGUUCGAGGCGGGCAAAAACUAUUCCUUCUGGAUCGUGGCGAAGAAUCGACAGUAUCAGUCGGUUUCGUCGCAAGUUGCCACGCUGAUGUUCGAUGGUUCAGCCAAUAUUGACGACAUCGAGGAUCUCCAUGUAGUGGCCACAACAAAUCACUCUGUCACUCUGACAUGGAAGAAGAUGAAGGAUGUGGACGGAUAUCACAUCACACCAAGAGCACCACCAGCCUAUCCGGCUUUGCAAACUGUCACGACCAUGAACAAUCUGAUGGAAGUCGACAAAUUGGCGCCGGGUACCAAGUAUACUUUCGAGGUCGGUGCGAUGAAGAAGAAGUACAUCGGUAAGGUGGCCAUGGUGACAGCCACGACGAAUGGCACCGCGUUGCCGACGAUAUUGAACUUCGACGCGCAAUUGGUGAAAUCUCAGAGAACGACUGUCAAGCUUACUUGGGAUCCUCCAAAGAGUAAUAGGAAGAUCAAGUGGCAAUACGCUGUUUAUUAUGCUACCAACAUGAUCGAGUUCUUUAGAACUAACAGACUUGUCACCACUAAUCUCACGGCUACAAUCAAAGAUUUGGAAGCGUGUGAAUCGUACGUUUUUGCCGUUGGCGUUUUUGGCGAUUAUGGGGCAGGACCUUUAAAUCAACCGAUUGCGGUCACGACGCAUUUCAACAAACGUGCACCUCCGAAGAGGUUGCGGGUAACGCCAUCGCCGGAUAAAAAUGACAGCAUAAUCGUCUCGUGGAGUGCGAGUUGUCCAACAAUCGACGAACCGAUUAGUUACACGAUUUCCGUCACGGAAAUGAUUCUUAACAAGCAGAUAGUUGUGACAUUGCCGCCGACUAAUGAAACUAUUAUGAAGCACACGUUCCAUUCUAUCAAAUACGGCGGGAAGUACAGUAUUACGAUAGCUACAGAUGUCGAAAAUGCUAUAGCCACGUCACCAUUUAUCUAUAUAGCACCGCCGAUCAAACCGCCUCAUCAACUUACAGUCCUACAUGACAAUAAGGAAUACUUGAUUUAUUGGCAAGAACCAGAUUUGCCGGAGAACAUCCGGAAAGAUACCGAUCGAUACUAUGAAAUUUUAGUAGCCGAGGGAUCGAGAAUGAUAAAUGAGUCGACUGCUAAAGUCUUAUUGGCUAAAGAUCCGCCGCCUUAUCGUUACAAAGACGCUAAAACGGAUACGAUUUAUACCUUUGCUGCGCGUUUGGUCACGAACGAGGGAUACCAAAGUCCAUUGAGCGAAACUUGGAGUACGCAAAUUUCAGGAUCGCAAUUCCCAGUGAUAAUGAAUACGUCGAGCAUAUUAUCCCUCGCUAUACCGAUCUGUCUGGUCGUCAUAGCGCUCGGUGCUGCGCUUGCGUUCUUUAUCAUUCGACAUAGGAGGCUAUCCAACAGCUUUACACAAUUCGCCAAUAGCCAUUACGACACGAGACGGGGACAAGCCACUUUCCCCGGCACGACAGAUAGUUUAGAAGAAGAAGACAGUCCGGUAAUCCGAGGCUUUUCAGAUGAUGAACCGCUCGUAAUUGCAUGAAUACCAUAUAUAUAUAUGUAUAAACAGAAUAUUUACGUACUAGGAAAAAAGAUGUGCCAAGACACUAUUAAUAUGAAAAUUUCGAAUAUAGGUCAAGCUUUAUGAUGGAAAGAAAAGCUUUUAUGAAAGUGUGACUGAAUACCUGACUAUAAUUGUAUUUGCGCUGUUGCAAUUAAUGAUUAUUGAUCGGUAAAGGCUGCUUAGAGCGCUUACAUGAGAGCUUUUCGCGCCAUACGGUACGUUGUAGAAAUAUAUGGUAUACAUGUACAUCACGAAUGAGCGGAGUGACUACUUGUCGUCGUAAUUGGAGAGAUGCCAGUGCAUCUCAAACUUGAGUGUAAACAAAUCAAGACGAUUGUAAGAUCGCAAGUGUGGCUUUACCGUCUAGCGUGAGGAUAAACGCCAAUCGAUAAAAUGGCAGUUUGUAUAUAUAGUAAAUAUUUUUUAUGGAUUGAUUGUGAGACUUUUGAGGUGACACAUUUGCAUUUUUAAUAUUGUAUUUAUAUGAUCAUGUAUGUGUGAAGAAAGCAUUUUGAGUCCGUAUUCAAAUUUGUUGAUGCGAAAGUAAGGUAUCGACGACCGGGACGAACUUUUUAUUAAAAACUGUUUUAAUAAAUACCCACAGAGGCCAUACAUUUUUUUCGUAUAGCAAGUAUAUGACCAAAGUAUAACGCUUUCCUCUAAUGCCGCAUUUAUAAGAGAUAUAUUAAUCUCAUCUGUUCAUAGAAUAGGUUUCUAUAGCUUAUUUGAGCUCUUUAGCUCGUUAAUUGUCUUAAAGAGGUAUGAUUUGAAUAAUCCAAAAUGUUUUGAUCUGUUUAAAAAUUAUAUAUUAUUUAAAGUACAACUAAUAUUAAAAUGUGUAAUUUUAUUUUAUUUUUUAAUUCAACUUUAUUAUAGUUUUUAGUUUUUUUUUAUAUAUAAGUAAAAAUUUAAUGGAAAUACGUUUAUGAACUAGAGAUGACUUUUGAUGAACUUCUUCGCAUGCCAUACGCUUGUCAGCGUGUACGUUAUCUUUUCUGCAUAUAACUGUAAAUGAACUAGAGAAAUACAAUAGAAAAUUUGGCAAUGUUCCAGUCUUGAGGCUUUCGUGGCCAUUGUUGUUGUUAACCGAGAGGGUUUCCGGAUGGAUGCCACAUGCGUGUUGGGCACUUUGCCAAAGUGCCCAACACGCACGUGGUAUCCAUCCGAAAACCCUCUCGGUUAACAAUUUGGCAAUGUUGUUGAAAAAAGACUUUAAAAAUUAUUACUAAAAUAUUAAUUAACAAAGAUUUUAAGUUUGAUAAGCAUUGAAAUAUACGAUGAUUUGCGGAAAUCAUUGAUACAUUAUAGGUUAAUUGUUUAAUUGUAUAAUCACAUCCGACAUUUUUAAUAGCAAGAAUGUGCAAAAUUAAGAAUUUGCAUAAUCAAAUCUUAUUAACGGUCAUCAAAAACAUUUUAUUAAUAUAAUUUUACACAAUUAAAACUAAUGGUGAUUUUAGGAAAUCUAAAUAUAUGCUAACAUUUUCAUAAUUAUUAUGUUUUCAAUAAUAUUAGUUGCUUUUUACUGAGAUCUGAAUCAUACCUCCUUAAGUAACUUUUUAUAAUCGUCCCGAUUCAAAUUUUAUAUCAAACGCGAUGCGGUAUUAAAAAGUUUUUAUAAGCGAGUUUUAAUCUCGAUAAAAGAGGGAAAUUUGACCCUCAUAAAAAAAGUGUGCUACAAUUAUUGCGAUUUUUGAAUACAAUGCUAUGAAUUUUUUAUCUGUAAGUACACAGAAAAAGUUAUAUUUGAUAAAUAAUUGUGUACGAUUAAAGUAAAUAACAUUAUUUUAUUUCUUAUGUUAAAAAAAAAUAGCAGAAUAUUCUCUCUAGCAAAGAUCGAAUGUUUUUAGUUAGGAUUAGGAGAGGUUUACAAACAAAACGAUGAGAAGGCAGCAGAUUCUAAUGAUGUUUCCAGUGCGAAUAAGAUAGUAACGACGUCGUGAAUUUUAGAUCAUUGUAAAUAAUGUUUAAAUAUUUAAGCGCGUGAAUUUUCACCGCUUAAUUCUUGUUGGAAUAUCCAUAAAAGACAUUUAUGAUUAAAUCUCGCGGUCAGUUUAUAUUUUUAUGUCGGAAUAGUCCAAGAUUCCAGGCUUACUCGCGAUUUUCUCGCUGUGACGAGAAAAAACCAUCGAUUUGGCAGAAUCUUUUAUUGUACAUGAUACACACCUACACAUACGUACACACAAGCGAUUAUUUUUACCGCGGAGUCUAGAGAUAAGGUGGAUUGUAUUUUUUAUUAAUUAAUCGUCCUUUUUGCCUCUUCUCUUCUCAAACGAAAAAAAAUGUGAUGUGCUACGAGUUUCCAAAAAUAUUUGUGAGUCGAGUUCGAUCGCUCUUUAUUCGAGUCAAUAUCGAGAAACGUGUUAAGCAGUUUAAACGGAUAGAAGAACCGCCGGCAUUGAAAAAAGCGAGACGUUCUUACAUGUGUGUCCUGUGACAUUAUGAAAUUGUGAAUUAAUCUAAAUCGUCAUAGCGAGAUUGUAAUUCGCAUUUUUCCUAUUGCACAGCAUACUGAUAUCUCGCUUUUUUUUGACGACGGCAGAUGAAAAGACAACGUUUACAGUAUUAGUAUGGAUUGGUUCGUUUCCUUUGUACGGCGUAGUUGACGCCAGGAAAUAACCUGCCGAAGUGAAUUAAUUGUAAAGAUAAGGCUCCUUUGCUGGUAUUUGACGCAAUUUCGCGCACGACCCGACAACGGUUUUUCUUCUUUCCUUCUUUUUCGCUCCAUGUCGUUACAUGUUGGAGGAAAAAAUACUAAUGAAAAUGUCGAUGUUUUUAAAUACGUGUUACGCGGCUACAUAAUCAAUAUUGUUGGCACAACUGUAUUGCACUAAUAAUAAUAACAACGUUUGAUUUGAUCUCAAAUGAUGAAUAUUAUUAUGUAAUUUGAAAAUAUUUUACAAUGAUAUUGAUUAUGUAUAAGCUGCAAGAACGACGAGAAUAGAAGAGAGUAGCUGAUUCACAUGUAAAUGUCAAAAGUUAUAACGCCACAAGAGAGACAGUGAUAUAUAAUAUAUAUACAUAUAUAUAUAAUAUAUUUACAUGUAAAUAAAUAAAUUUAAGGCACAGAAUAUUGUCAUUUAA
Molecule: messenger RNA, 9716 nt
Organism: Solenopsis invicta (red fire ant)
Lineage: Eukaryota; Metazoa; Arthropoda; Insecta; Hymenoptera; Formicidae
Product: sortilin-related receptor
Exons: 10
Coding region: 42-6614 (2190 amino acids)
Biological process (GO): post-Golgi vesicle-mediated transport
Cellular component (GO): membrane; Golgi apparatus
Molecular function (GO): protein binding
Source: RefSeq, a predicted model, not a curated record